This is a messenger RNA of Paramecium octaurelia, 471 nucleotides long. The record is from the annotation of a GenBank genome assembly. NCBI's taxonomy places the organism in Eukaryota, Ciliophora, Oligohymenophorea, Peniculida, Parameciidae.
AUGGAACAAUAAGGGUAAUAAACUGUUUUAUAUUAUCAUUUAGGUUCUGUAUUAUCUAUCUACGUAAUUUUUCAAGCUUUUACAUAUUUUACGUAGAUAUUAAAAUGCAUUUGAGUGUUUUGAUAAAUCUAUCUAUUAAUUCUAAUAAUGAUAGCGCAUGGAACAAUUGGGGUAAUAAACGUUUAACAUAAUCAUUUAGGUUUAGCAUUAAACAAUUUAGAUAGAUAUUAAGAGGCUAUGGAGUGUUUUGCUAAAGCGAUCUAUAUUAAUCCUAAAAAAAAAAAAUUAUAAUAUUCUAGUGAUAUUAAAGUGUUAGCUUAAUAUGAUUUUCUUUCCCUACUAUUCUUUUCCAAAUUAAAAAUUUUCUCUUAAUCAAUUUUGUUUUUAGAUUAGAAACUGAAACUUAAAUUAGCAUAGAAGAAAAUAAUUAUAAUCUUUAUUUUAAUAUUUUAUAAUAAUUAUUAGGUUUGA